Peromyscus leucopus (white-footed mouse) is the source of this 458-nucleotide messenger RNA. Its product is annotated as insulin growth factor-like family member 3. The transcript is spliced from 2 exons. Lineage: Eukaryota; Metazoa; Chordata; Mammalia; Rodentia; Cricetidae. The record is from RefSeq and is a predicted model, not a curated record. The annotation marks the transcript as partial. Gene Ontology annotation, molecular function: signaling receptor binding.
CCUAUAAGAUAAAAGAUACUGAAAGUUUAUCAGCCACAGCUCACAAUUGAAGUCUUCACUCUACCACGACUGCCACUUACAGCUCCAUAGCCUAACCAGAACCAUGGUGCUCGAGAACUUUGGCAUCAUCCUCAUUCCCAUACUCCUAUUCACAAACUCAGGAGCUGCAGAAUCUCACACAUCCCCAACUCUCUCACACACUGGCUUAUUGCUGUGCCAGCCAGUACCCAUGUGUGGGGACAGGAUCUACAUCCCCUCGCAGCAGUGUUGUGUGGAUGAUGCCAUCUUGCCCUUUAACCUGACCCGAAACUGUGGUACUGCUGACUGCCCCUAUUGGCCCUGCUUUGAACUCUGCUGUUCAGAGUCUUAUGGCUCCCAUCCGGAAUUUCUCAUCAAGCUGAAACUUCAGGGGGAGAAAUCCGUUGCAGUUCAUCCCCCAUCUCUGGGAACUGUUCCAG